Chanos chanos (milkfish) is the source of this 1224-nucleotide messenger RNA. Its product is annotated as GTPase IMAP family member 7-like. The transcript is spliced from 2 exons. The record is from RefSeq and is a predicted model, not a curated record. Lineage: Eukaryota; Metazoa; Chordata; Actinopteri; Gonorynchiformes; Chanidae. Gene Ontology annotation, molecular function: GTP binding. The coding region runs from base 1 to 1224 and encodes 407 amino acids.
AUGAAUUUCACCACAGGGACUGAGGAGAAAGGGCUGCGGCUGGUUUUGCUCGGGAAAACAGGAGAUGGAAGGAGCGGAGCUGGAAACACCAUCUUAAACGACAAAGUGUUCCCUACCAAAUCAUCACCCAAUUCUGUGACCCAGCAGUGUACAUCAAAAUCAGGGACAAUACAUGAAAGACCUGUAAAAGUGAUUGACACACCUGGAUUUUUUGACACUGAUGGUAAAGAUGAUGAACUGAGAUAUGAACUUGUAAAAUGUAUCACUGAGUGUGCUCCAGGAGUUCAUGCCUUUCUCAUUGUGCUUAAAGUUGGAAGAUACACAGAACAAGAGAAGGAGGUGGUUAAAAAAAUAACAGAAACUUUUGGGGAAGAUGCACUCAGAUAUUCAGUGGUUCUUUUCACUCAUGGUGAUCAACUCAGUGAUGGUCAAACCAUUGAGGACUUUGUUAAGGAAACUAAAGCUUUACAGGAGCUUGUGGAUAAGUGUGGGGGACGCUGUCAUGUCGUUGACAAUAAGCAUUGGAAUCAGCAGAAAGAUGAGUACAGAAACAACAGUGUUCAGACAAAGAAACUACUGGACACUAUAGAAAAAAUGUUAAGAGAGAAUGGUGGUAAUUACUACACCAAUGCAUUGCUGCAGAAGAUUGAGGAGGACAUACAAGCAGAGGAAAAAAGAACAAGAGAGCAUGAGACAGGAAACAAAUCUGACAAGGAAAUAAGAGAAAUGGCCCAAAAGAAUGUAUUCAAGAAAUUUUUGACACGGUUUGCAGGGAUGGCAACUGGGGCAUUGCUAGGUGCUUUUCUUGGAGUUGGAGUUUUAGUAGGUGCAGCUGUAUAUUGCAUUAAAGGAGUUUUAGAUGGAAUAAAGCUCGGCACUCUGACAGAAGCAGGAGCAGGAGCAGGAGCAGCAGCCCGCAUCCGGUUCAAGACACUGGUGCUGGCUUACCAGGCCACAACAGGUUCUGCCCCAUCCUACCUCCAGUCUCUGAUCACUCCUUACAGCCCAGCCAGAUCUCUCUGGUCAACCUCCUCUGGUCAGCUGGUGGUCCCCUCACUUCGGGAACCUGGCAGCCGUUCCUCUCGAGCACGCUUCUUAUCUGCCAUUGUUCCAAGGUCGUGGAAUGACCUUCCUCACUCAGUCAGGACUACGGAAUAUCUUGCCAUUUUCCGCAGGGAACUGAAAACCCACCUUUUCAGAACCCACCUGUCCCCCACUGCCUAG